Molecule: messenger RNA, 5886 nt
Organism: Arvicola amphibius (Eurasian water vole)
Lineage: Eukaryota; Metazoa; Chordata; Mammalia; Rodentia; Cricetidae
Gene: Znf445
Product: zinc finger protein 445
Biological process (GO): regulation of DNA-templated transcription
Source: RefSeq, a predicted model, not a curated record
AGCGUUCAACCACCUAGCCUAGCUAGACGGGCGGGCGAGCCGGGCCGUGAAGUGGGGAGCCAGGGAGAAUUAGGGCGGAGAGCAGCCGAGGCGGCAUUCCUCCUGGUAUCCUAGAGAGCCCCCCAGAAGGUAGACUUCCGCUGUCCUAGAGAGGCCAAGGGGGAGGUGAACACCGCGGGCAGCACGGCCAUUCGGGGAGCAACGCGAAGGUUCCGGCGUUGGGCGGAAUGUUGGUUAUUUAAACCUCUUACCAGUAACUUGUAAUGACCUAGCAAAUGACAUUAUGCACUGUAGUGCUGAGAAGAUACUCCCAAGGAUACAGCAGUGAUUCACUGAAAGCAGCAGACUUGUUUUGUCUUUAUCUGGGUGACCCUGGACAGGAGUGAUGCCUCCAGGCAGGUGCUCUGCCGCCCACUCAGCUCAGGCUUCACGGGAACAAGAGCACCUUCGUAAGGUGAAGCAGGAAGAGGAGGAGGAUGACUGUGCUUCUGUGCAGACUGCCAGGCCACAGACGCUUAACCGCCCUGGACAGGAGCUGUUCCGUCAGCUCUUCAGGCAGCUUCGCUACCAUGAGUCUUCUGGGCCCCUAGAAACCCUGAGCCGGCUCCAGGAGCUCUGCCGCUGGUGGAUGAGGCCUGAUGUUCUUUCCAAAGCACAGAUGCUGGAGCUGCUGGUGCUGGAGCAGUUCCUGAGCAUCCUGCCUGGAGAGCUGCGGACAUGGGUGCAGCUCCAUUGCCCUGAGAGUGGCGCGGAGGUUGUGGCCCUGCUGGAAGAGCUGCAGAGGGAGCACCAUGGAGCGCCAGUGAGGGACCCGUGCCUUGCUCAGAACCCAGGCGUGCAUUGGAUAGGCACUGGAGCUCUGCGGUCUGCACAGAUAUGGUCCCCUACAUCACGUCUCAGGAACAUUUCUGCUCUGGAGGACCGUUUGGAGCCUCCACGUGGAAUAGGAGUUUGUAAAUUCCUGGCUGGGCAAGAUGAUCCUCCUGCUGUCUCGGGGCCCGCCCAUUCCCAGACAGAAGAAGACAUCGGAUGCCAGGAAGCUUUGACUUUCCAGGAUGUGGGGGUGACCUUCUCUCAGGAAGAGUGGGGAUGCUUGGACUCCGCUCAACGCAAUCUUUAUCGGGAUGUUAUGCUGGAGAAUUACGGGAAUGUGGUUUCUGUUGUGGAGUCAUCUCCCAAACCUGCUCUCAUAUCCUGGCUGGAAGCAAGGAAGCCAUGGGUCAUGGAUGUCUGCAAAGUUCAGCCAAAGAGGGAUCCAGGUACUGCCCCUGAAGGAGGUAAGUCCCAAAUUAAGUCAAGCAAAUUCAUCUUGAAACAGAAGCCUUCAGAAUACACAGAAACCUUUACUGUGCCUUCAGUAUGUCCUGAGACAAGUGUUUCUGAUGGAACAGGGCUCAAAGAAUAUUUUGAAGAGAACAAGCUACAGAAGUCCUGUAGGAGCCCCAUACAAGUAAAAGAGAUGAAGGAAGAAACUGAUAGCAGUAACAAGACAGGAGGAGAAUCCGAAGUAUUGGGAAGCAGUAAUAUUCUUGAUGUAAAACAUGUUAAGUGUGUGAGUGUUUCUAAGAAAAAACUUUCCUUUAAAUGUGGCCGUGAUAGACACUUCAGAAAACAGUCACACCAUUAUAACAAGAAAUAUGGGCUCAGAAACACAGAUAAGGGAUUUGGUGUAUAUCAGAGUAUUCACAUUGGACCAAAAGAGAGUGAAAAGGACACAUGUGGGAAGGACUUCCUCCUCAGCUCUCAUCAGAGUGUUCAUACCAUGAGGGCGAAGGCAUACAGGUGCCAUCACUGUGGGAAGGCCUUUGGUAAGCGCUCCCAUCUUGAAGAUCAUCAGAGAUGCCAUUGUGAAGAGAGACUAUUUAAAUGCAGGGUGUGUGAGAAAGCCUUCAAGUGGCGUUCAAACUGUUUGCGGCAUGAGAAAAUUCACACUGGAGUGAAGCCUCAUAAGUGCAGUGUUUGUGAGAAAGCUUUCCAGCGCCUGUCAACCCUCCGUGUGCAUCAGGAAACCCACACUAAAUCUGAGGAGUGCAGAGAAGUGCUUAUCUCCAGCCUGGAUGUCAGUCACUGUUUGACGGACAGCGGCGAGGAGAGACACUUGGGCUGCAGCCAGUGUGGGAAAUCCUUUUGCUGUAAGUCUUAUGUUCUUGAACACCAAAGGAUUCACACACAGGAAAAACCUUACAAGUGUACCAGAUGUAGGAAAUCCUUUAGGUGGAAAUCAAACUUUUCUCGUCAUAAGAGAUUGCACCAGAAGAAAGAGAAAAGUCGAGAAGACCUGAAGCAGGUUAUCUCUGCCAUGGAGAAACCUUUCCCGUGUCAUCAGUGUGGGAAAACUUUUACUCAAAAGAAAUCACUCAUUGAGCACCAGAGGACUCACACAGGGGAGAAGCCAUACCAAUGUAAUGAGUGUGGGAAAAACAUUUACCUAUAGGUCAGGUAUAUUAUUCAUAUGAGGCUUCAUACUAUUAAAAAAGAGCCUGAAAGUGGCCGGCCUGUCAGUCAGGGUGCGGUUUUGUUCACAUUCCCUCAGAGCGGAUCACACACAGAAGAGCCUCACAAGUGUAAAUACUGUAGCAAAACAUUCCGAAUUCGCUCAUUCCUUCUCAUUCACCAGAGAGUUCACACGAGGGAGACCUAUAAAUGCAGGGAGUGGAAAGCCUUCCGCUGGAGUUCCAAUCUCUCCCGACAUGAGAGACAGCACUCCUUUUACCAGCAGUAUGAGUAUCAUGAAAGUCAAGAGACUUCAAAUUUAGAAUCAAAAAUCCUCACUGGUCAGAAGCGCUUUGGUUUGCAAGAAUGUGGAAAAACCUUUACACGUAAAAGAAGCCUUAUGGAUCACAAGGGAAUACACAGUGGAGAGAAACGUUUUAAGUGCAACCUGUGUGAAAACAUCGUUUGAUAGAAAACUAUCGUCUUGCUUAAUCAUCAGCGGAUCCAUGCUACAGAGAGACCUUUUCAGUCUCAGAGGCGUGGUAAAGAUUUUGUUGGGAUACGUGUCCGUUCUGUUGACCAGAGAAGACACAGCAGAGCACUACAGUCUGAUAAUCCUGGCUUAUCUUCCUGUUGGGAUGCAAGGUUAAAUAUUCAGGAUUUAAGACUGAGUGGAAAGAAGCCCCACAAAGAGUACGAGAGCCCUUUAGACAAGAGCUACAGGUCUCUUGCACUCCAGAGUGUACCCACAGGUGGCCACAAGUGUAGUGUUUGUGGAAAAACCUUUAGCAAACAUUCACACCUCAUUAGCCACAGGAGAUUUCACACCAGAGAGAGGCCCUUCAAAUGUGAAGUGUGUGGGAAGACCUUCAGGUGGUCUUCCAAUCUGGCUCGGCAUGUGAAAAACCAUGUUAGAGAUUAGCCUGGAGUCUCAGACAGUGGCGGUGGGGAAUAGUUCCUGGUUACAUUGCUAGAGAGCUUGUUAGGCACUGGGGAAACCUCUACAAGGACUUAGUCAUUUCUGUUUGGGGAGUUCUUGGUGUGAGGUCUUUAAAAACUUUUAAAAGGAUUUAAGAGGUCGGGGACUCCUCAGUCUACUUGCUGGAAAGUGAUGCCCUGUGCAGCCCAGGUCUCUUUGUAUAACUCUUGCUGUCUGUGAUUGGAAAAGUGUGUGUCUGCUGGGAAGGGGCCAUCUAGACUCCCAGGCCCUCUUUAGAUUUGACUUGUGUCCGUGCCCGUUUCUGUUGUCUCCUCAGACGUCUCCUGGGGAGCUCACAGCUGGCUGGUGGUUAUUAGCUAGAUGGUCCUAACACAGUCUCAGCGGCGUGGAAAGGACGGGUGCUGGGUUCCAUUGUUUGAUCUCAACAAGCAGCAUCGAUCCAUCAUCUGUGCUGAGAUAUAAGUGGCCAGAACAGACAAAACCCUGCUGUUUGUUGGAUUCUUCCUUAAAUGAGUUAGAUCAUAGUCUGGAUGGUGGUGUGUGCUGAGGUCAAAGUAAACCAGAGAAGAGUGGCAGGAUUGGUUAGGAUGUGGGUGGUGAUUUUGAAUGGGCUGUCUGGGGAGUACCUGCUGGAAGAACCAGGGCCAGGUGCAUAGAGAAACCUUACCUCAGAAAACCAAAACAAAACCCUAACUGACUAAAAAGCUGAAAGGAAUUGGGUUGUAGGCUGAGCCAUGUUAACCUAUGGGGAAAGAACCCAGGGUAGAGGAUGUGGAGCUUGUGUGGCAACUGAUUUUAGGGGUGGUUAGUAUGGAGACCCCUGGGUGAAGUGUGGUGAGCCAUCUGGAGAGUCGACAGACACUGAGUCCUGGGUCCGUCCCUGGUCUUCCUGGACCCUCGGGUCCUUCAGUCCUUCCUGUUCCCAUCUCUUGAGGUCUAUGCCGUAGCUGCUAAUGUCACCUGGGUUCCCAGUUACACUUGUCCUUGCUUCCUGACCAGGCACAUGGGAAAGCUGAGCUCAGGCACUUAACAUUGAUUUUUGCAAAACAAACAGGCACCGUUGCUUCUCCAAGCUGGAAAAACGACUCUGUACUUGUGUUGCUUUUGCCUGGGUUCAGUUCCCAGCACCCACUAAGCAGGUCACAGCCAGCUACAGUCCCAGGGGAUUCCAUGCCCUGUCCUGACUUCUGCAUGUGGCUCACAGAUGCAAGCAAACUACUUAUAAGUAAGAAAUCCAUUCAGAAGAUAGUAUGAGCACUAAAAGUCUUUAUUUUAAAAUUGCCUCUCUGAAGAUAUCCAGCUCUGCCGAGUCGUGUGGAGCUUUAUCUUAAGUGAGCCUUGAUCAGACAAGUUGGACUUAAGGCAAGAAUUGGAGGGAAGUCAUACUCAGAAGUACACAGAUGUUGGGUAGGAGCCCAGCUAUGGGUGAUUUUAGUAGUAGAUUGCUGGAUGGCAACUAUAUCUAAUCUUACACUUGAACUUGGCUUGGGAAGCACAGGCUUCUGUCGGCUUGACCUUUCCGCUGACGGAGGAACUGAAGUAGGUGGGGAGAGACAGACAGAUGGAGACCAUCACAGAGGAGAGACUGUUGGGUGACUUCUUGUUCACCUGGUCAGUGCGGUCAGUUCUAUCCUAACCGAAGACUGGCAGACCAGUGUGCAAAGAAGAAGCCAUAUGGGUUGUCUUAGCAGUCUCUUACAAAAGUUAGCUUUUGAAAGCUCGGGUGUGAAAUGGGUAGAACAACUGGGAUUCAGACUCCUUUGUAAGUGGAAAUUAAGACAGAUUGCUAGGCAACUUGAAAGUCUUAGAAAAUCAAGAGUUUAUCAUUGGGUCCCUUCUGGAUUAGUGUGAAGAGUGAUGGGCGAGAGUCCGCUCCCUCAGCAGAGUGUAGGUAGUGGGACUGGCAGAGCAGACAGUGGAGGAGCUGGUUGUCUGGUAUUUCAGGAAGAACAUGAAAUGCGUGGAGGUGCACCCCUGGAAUCCUGGUGUGGGGUGCUGAUGCAGGAGGACCAAAGUUCAAACCCCACGCGAGGAUAAAGAACAAAAUACCCUGUCUCAAAACAACAGCAAAAACAAUGACUGCAGAAGCUACACUGAGCUGCAGAAGCUGUAUAUAAUAUACUGUUUAUAUGAAGUUUAAGCAUAUUGGAAGUGGGCACAUCACUUUGGUUUGGGUUUCAUUGUUUAUUUAAGUGGGGUGGAGUACUAAUCUUAUAGGGUGGUGCUGGUGGGGCAGUAUUGAAAAUGCAUGUGUAACAUUGAGACUGGUGUCUGUCAUGUAAACAUUCCUGAUAUAAAGUUAAUUUGCACAAUUUUCUGUGGAUUCAGAAGACAUGAGAGUGUAAAGUUAUGAGAUGAUGUGUGCUCCAGAGCUCCCUUGUCUUGGGUGUGCGUGCUGGUGCAACCAGAACGAGCACAGGGGCUUGAGCACAUCCUAAAGUUACCAUUUAACAGGAUACGUUGGUGGGUUUUUUCAACUGUUAAAAUAACUAAAAUAAAAAAAAUUAAGCAUG